Molecule: messenger RNA, 3394 nt
Organism: Lepus europaeus (European hare)
Lineage: Eukaryota; Metazoa; Chordata; Mammalia; Lagomorpha; Leporidae
Exons: 3
Coding region: 1-858 (285 amino acids)
Source: RefSeq, a predicted model, not a curated record
AUGCCUGAUCACGAAGAAUCGGCCCAAACACGUUUGUCCCCCUGCCUUGCGCUUCCGCCACAGCUUCUUGACUCGCUGUCUUUCUCUUCCAGAGGCAGAAUGGGAGGCAAAAGUUCAGCGCCCUGCACGCAGGUGUCUGGCCGGCCGCGCGAAUGGUCACGUUGCUGCCUAGCGUCCCGGUCGAGAACGUGGGCUCUCAGGGCCGUACCUGCUCUGCCGCACGCUUCUGAGACCCAGGGCCAAGCUGCUGGGCGCUGGGCUCCGGGAACUCGGCCACGGGCUCUUCCCCGAGGGCGUCACCUGAGCGGCCCUGACUUGCAGCGGAGGGCGAGGUGCAGACGCCACUCUGUGACUUUGCGAGGACUUGCGACGCCGAAGGGCAGAGGGGUGCCGCGCGGCGAACCGGGCAGCAGCUGGUCGGUGCGCACCGAAGACCGCAGGUACUGCGGCGAGUCUGCCCCUUCCGGAAGCCUGCCCGGACUCACUGAUGUUUCCACGCUCCCCUCUCCUGUCUUGUGUCUUCCCUUCACUUUGUGCCCUGUAGGGCGGGCUCUUCGCACCGAUCCCGGCCAGGACGGGCUGUGUGUCGGUCCUCGGAGGAUGUCACCUACCUGUCGCCAGCUUCCCUCUGGGUCUGCGCCAGGUCGGGUUUUACUUUCAUUUCUCCGGCGCGCGCCUCAGACUGCCGGAGAGGUCAAGGGCAGCUGGGCGUCGGCCCACAGCCAAGGAAGGUCCCGUGGUCUGGACUCGUUCCUUCCCGUCCGCGCCAGCCCUGGGGGUUUGCUCCUGCGAAGCCGCCCGCGGUUGCACCUGGUUGCCUGCUCGCUGUGCCCUUCAGGAAAGCCCGGGAUCCGGUGAGGGCGGCUGAGCUCUCGGUCCGGGGGAAGGCUCGCGAAGUGUGUUACUGGUGCAGACUUCUGGAGUGCAGGCGACGUCGGCGAGAAAAGCAGAGCCAGGAGUGGCGAGGCUCCGCUGCUCAGCGCCGCUCGGCUUCGGGGCACUGGCCAGCGCUGCCGCGGCUGACCCGGGAACUGCCCCCUGAGGGCUUUGGGGUGAGCCUUCCCAGCCUGGGUGCGCGUCGUCGCUCUGGCACUUAGAAAGAACCAAACCAAGUCUUUCUUUAAGUAAAGGCCUGGGUUGAUGGCUCAGAGCAUUUUGCUGGGAAACCCACAGUGUUGGUGCGUGUGUGUGUGUGUGUGUGUGUGUGUGUAUUUGCAUUUACAUGGGUGGGCCGCAGAGGCCAGAGCGCUCCCCCAAAUCACCCCCCAAAGCGCCAGGAGUUUGAGUAGAAAAAAAAAAAAUGAGGAAUUUGCCAAAGCUGGGCUUUUUUUUUUUUUUUAUUGUCUUCGUGGAAUCUCAAAUUGCAUUACUUAAGCAUGGUUAAAGGCAAACAACCCCCCCCACCCAAAAAAAAAAAAAACACCCCUCACUAGACUGCCUUGUCGGUUCACUGGUCCUAUCUAGAAGGAAACACCCCAGUCCCAGGGCUGCUCCCUGGUGAUUUGUUAACAGUUUCAUCCAUUCAAGUUUGCAGAGAUUGUAGAUUCACAUUGAGCACGGACAGUGCAAGGAAGGAAGGAAGGAAGUGGAGGAAGAAACAUCUUUAAAAUUUCCCUGCAAGAAAAAACACAAAAGAAAAAAGAAAAGAAAAGCAAUCCUGGUAAAUGAAGGUCUGCUUUUUUUGUCAGAAGACAAACCCCCAAAGCCCUGUGAUAAAUAUGUAUCUCCUGACAUCCUAUAUCCAGACGUAAGUAUGCAUAUGCUGGAGGCCUGUUGCGUAAUGAUGUUUCAAUUUCUUCUUCACAUUCCAAUUGAAUUAUUUUUAGGCCCUAAAUCCAAGCCUUAUUCUUAGUAAUGUUCUGAGUUUAAAAAAAUGUGUGGUGGCGGUUUUUCAGCUAACACUGUGGACACAGUCGCUAAAGCCAGUGACUGAGUGACCCACACUCAGCUCUUUCAGGAAAGCAGUAAGAGAAACAGUAAGUAACAUUAACUGAUAGGAAUAAGGAUAACUGAAAUGUGAAUAGCUAAGUGCAUUACGUAAGUAUCUCAGAUGCCCCUUUUUUGCAAACAGGAAAUUUUAUGAUGUUUUUAUUGUUCAUAUAGUUCAAAAUGCCUGUGAAACUGAGGGCUUGUUUACAAAGUUCUCUUGAAAACAAAGUUCAAGAUGCAUCCUGGGGUCAUAGCACAAAGUGGUCUGCAGAAAGGAUUGCAGUUAGCCUUGGGCCCUUGCAGGACAAGCAAAGCAGGAUGCAAAGGCCAGGGCGCUCUCUUUUGAAUCUUGGACUACUCUAAAGAGCUAAUAAAAGAUAGACAUUUUUUUCCAAAAAAUGAGCACGUACACAAACCCACUGAAGUGUAACAUAGGCAUACAAUUGCAGUUCAAAACUCUGACUGCUUUAUAUAUAAUUUUUUAAAGUGUUUCUUUGUCUUUGAUUUCUAUCUGGUUUGGAGUGGUGGGGACAGGGAGGACAGUUAACCUUCCUCUAGGGCAUAAUAUUUUAGAGGUAGGCAAAAGGGUUAAGCCACCAUUUGGGACUUCCGCAUCCCAUAUCCGAGUGCCAGUUCCAGUCCCUGCUCCUCUGUUUCCGAUCCUGCUUCCUGAGAAGGCAGUGGAGAAUGGCUCAAGUACUUGGGUCGCUGACAUUCAUGUGGGAGACCAGGAUGGCAUUUCUGGCUCCUGGCAUAGGCCUGGCCCAGAACUGGCUGUUGUGGACAGUUGGGGAGUGAAACAGUAGAUGGGAGAUAGCUCUCUCUCUACCUCCGCCCCUCUCUCUCUGUCACUCUGCCUUUUAACUAGAUGAAUAAACUUUAAAAAAAAAAAUUUGCAGAGCAUCAGCAUAAAGAAGAGUCAUGCUUUUGCUGCCUCAUUUUUGCAGUCAUGCACAAAACAGAAAACAAUCGGUGCCUGUAUACCAUAAAGCCAGAAAGCAAACCUCCCUUAAAGAAGCUAAGUUGCUUCAGAACCUGUGAAAGAGAACGUAGAGAAGUGGGGGUAACCAUAAAGAAGCACUACAUCAAGAGAACUUUACUACUGAUAGCACAAUGAAGGAAGGAGAACGGAAAUAAGUAGAUAAUUUGAGGUCAUUCCUAGUUAAAGCGACUGGUGUUAAUUAUAGCAAUCAACCUGCUGUUACCUCCAGGCAGGGAUCCUGUACCAUCGGAUUAGAAUUAUUGGAAGGGCAGUGAUAUGGCACAGCAGGAUAAGCUGCCACUUGGAACACCCACAUCCGUUGUUGGAGUGCCUGGUAUCAAGUCCCACCUCUGCUUCCAAUCCAGUUUCUUGCUAAUGAGCGUGGGAAGCAACAGAUGAUAGUCCAAUGUUUGGAUUCCUGUCACCUGCGUGGGAGACCCAGAUGAAGUACCCGGCUCCUGGUUCUGUCUCUCUAUCAUCCUG